Molecule: messenger RNA, 825 nt
Organism: Melanaphis sacchari
Lineage: Eukaryota; Metazoa; Arthropoda; Insecta; Hemiptera; Aphididae
Product: A disintegrin and metalloproteinase with thrombospondin motifs adt-1-like
Exons: 6
Coding region: 1-825 (274 amino acids)
Source: RefSeq, a predicted model, not a curated record
AUGUUUUGGAUUUGGACUUGUGUUAUUAAGCUAAUGAUUACAUACAUUAUAGAUAGAAAACAACAUGUCCAAGCUAAGAAUUAUACAAAAUACAACUCAACAAAUUCGGACCCUAAUUGGAACAAAUGGACCAAUUGCAAGGGUCUGUGUGGUGAAACUGGCUACAUGUCUCGAUACCGCAGUACUACGUCAAGCGAUGUUCUCUGCGAAUUUAAUCACGAGUGGAAAACUUGUCACGUUUUAGGAUGUACAAUAAGUAAUUACACCGAAGCCACCGAAGGAAAUGAACUCAGAACACGAGAGUUGAAUUACAUUCUGCAAAGAACGAGAAACACAAAUCAGAUUAUUUUGGAUGCGUGUUUCUCGGGCCAUUGUAAUUAUUACGCCUUGAAGAACACGUUUACUAAUAAUACUGAUCGGUUGUGGAACGCGUUGUUAUGUGUUAAACACAACUUGGGCUGCCCCGUUAGGGGAGGCUGGAAUAAAUGGAGUUCUUGGUCGAAGUGCACUGCAACAUGUGGUUCUGGAAUGCAAUACCGAUUACGACGUUGUGAUCGUCCUAACCCUUCAAGAACUUCACUUAACUGUUCCGGAAACUAUAUAGAAUUUAAAAAUUGUUUCGGGAAAUCGUGUAUCGCUAAAACGAAUGGGACUUGGUGUAAGUGGAUGAAAUGGUCAGAAUGUAGCGUUCAGCAAGGUAAUGGCAUCAUCGUCCGGAAACGUUUUUGUCGGUCCACUAAUACCAAUAAUAACAGUUUCUACAUGUCGUGUUCAGGACCACACACAGAAAUCGGUCAAUGCUAUGCACCUGGAGGUAAUAUGUAA